Molecule: messenger RNA, 1583 nt
Organism: Asterias rubens (European starfish)
Lineage: Eukaryota; Metazoa; Echinodermata; Asteroidea; Forcipulatida; Asteriidae
Product: cytosolic Fe-S cluster assembly factor NUBP2 homolog
Exons: 9
Coding region: 59-997 (312 amino acids)
Biological process (GO): iron-sulfur cluster assembly
Cellular component (GO): cytosol
Molecular function (GO): ATP binding; iron-sulfur cluster binding; ATP-dependent FeS chaperone activity
Source: RefSeq, a predicted model, not a curated record
UACAAAAGAUGGCGCCGCCCAUGAACAAAGUUGUUUGUAAACAUUCCCAUUGUCAAUAAUGGAACCUCAGGGGAAAUCAGAUGCUGCAGCUGCCGUUGGUUGCCCGGCAGAGACAUCACAAGCAGGGAGAGCUGAUAUCUGCAAGGGAUGCCCAGGGCAAGCAAUGUGUCAAAAGCAAGGUGGUACAGAUCCAGAUCAAGAGAUGAUUGACUUAAGGAUGAAUGCAAUCAAACAUAAGAUUCUUGUCAUAUCAGGAAAAGGAGGCGUAGGUAAAUCCAGUUUAGCAGCAACACUGUCAAUGGCUUUUGCAAAGUCUCAUCCAAACAAGGUUGGACUUGUUGAUGUUGACGUCUGUGGUCCAAGCUGUCCAAGAUUAAUGGCUGUUGAGAAUCAGAAAGUUGUAAACACUGAGUGGGGAUGGACACCACUGAAGUCCUCACAUGGAAAUGUCAAAGUCAUGUCUGUUGGAUCGCUUCUCAAUCAGACAGACAGUGCAGUGAUAUGGAGAGGCCCACGCAAGACACAGCUUAUCAAGAGGUUCUUGAAAGACACAUUCUGGGGUAGACUGGACUACCUUUUCUUUGACACUCCACCAGGAACUAGCGAUGAACAUCUGACUGUUGUAAAGGUCCUGAAAAAUGUGAAUCCAGAUGGCGCUAUAAUCGUUUCCACCUCCCAGAUGGUUGCCUUGGCAACUGUGAGGAAAGAGAUCACCUUCUGUCGGAAGAUGGGACUGAAGAUUCUUGGUGUCGUUGAGAACAUGAGUGGUUUUGUCUGUCCUUGUUGUCAGGAAGAGACAGAUUUGUUCCCAGCUGGUUGUGUAGAAGAACUUGCCCAAGAAUUCCAGCUGAAGUACCUGGGCAGAAUACCAAUGGACCCUACGUGGACAUCGUGCUGUGAGGCUGGACAAAGUCUCCUUGAAGAGCACCCAGACUCCUCAACUUCAAAGGCACUGAUGGAGCUGGCCAAUACACUGAAGAAAUGUCUGCAGAGUUGACACCAGUCUACUGUGGUUAACCUUCAUCAUCGAUAGAACUCGGAGAGUUGUACUUCGAGGACAAUUUAGAUAAUAGAGAUACUAAAAGAGUGGUGAGGUCUUAAACAGACAUUUAAAACCGGCAGGGUUAAGUUCAUGCAAUAAUGGACUGAGUCAAAAUUUAGGUAGUUUGUCGCAAUUAGACAAUUUAGACAAUUUAAGGGCCAAAAAUAGUUUCUUAUUGUUUCUUAAUCACAUAAUAGUCUGUAGACCACCUUUGAAGCCAAAGCCAAUUCAUACCAACUGCUUUAAUUUCUCAACAUUAGUGCUGGGGAAAACAACAAUUAUUUGGUUAUAAAGUUGAGGAAUAACUCAAACCACUCUUCAGUCAUAAAAUAUGAGUAAAUAGAAUUUAUUUUAUAUAUCUGAUUGAAUAAAUGUUUCCAAAACAAUUAAUUCCACCUAAAUUACAUUAUUCUGAAUGAUUCCAUCAUUCUGAAUGAUUCCAUCAUUUGGCCUCAAUUUGUUUUGAAGCUCUUAAAGGCAGUGGACACUAUUGGUAAUUACUCUAAAAUAUUUAUUAGCAUAAAACCUUUCUUGGUGACGA